Messenger RNA from Papaver somniferum (opium poppy), 1137 nucleotides. RefSeq names its product ankyrin repeat domain-containing protein 7-like. Gene Ontology annotation, molecular function: protein binding. Lineage: Eukaryota; Viridiplantae; Streptophyta; Magnoliopsida; Ranunculales; Papaveraceae. The record is from RefSeq and is a predicted model, not a curated record. The transcript is spliced from 9 exons. The coding region runs from base 1 to 1137 and encodes 378 amino acids.
AUGAAUGUUAAGGAUGAUAAUGGAGUAGGAGUUAUUCACUUUGCUGCUGUAGAAGGAAAGUUAAAUGUUCUCAAGUACUUGAUUAAGGAAUUGGGACUUGAUGUCAAUAUGAAAGAUAGAAAAGGAUACACGGAGAUACUUACCAGACUACUUUCAAGAGGUGUUAAUGUAAAUACUUUAAGUGAAAAUGGCACACCCCUAGAUAUGGCCGCUAAUCACGACCAACUCGAGGCGUUGCAGAUUUUGUUGGAGCAAAAUGCAAAUCCUAAUUUGUCUUCUCGUCGUGCGUUUACAACACUGGCCGGAUCUAUUGUAUCUGGAUCUUUACGAUGCGUCGAGCCUUUACUUGAGUCUUCCAAAGGGCUAGUCAAUAUUUACCUUGUGUUUUUAAUGUCAGCAUUUGGAUCUGUUUUAUUAUUUUUGAUUCCUACUGCUGUGGUAGAAUUACUUCUUUUUAAUCACACUGGUGCUGACCCAGAUGGUGGAUCAUAUGGAGCGACACCUCUGGUAGUUGCGGCAACAAAUGGGCUUACACAAACUAUCAAACUUUUAAUUCAAGCUGGUGCUAAACCAGAUAUCACAAAUACUUAUGGACUCACAUCAUUAGAAAUUGCCACACUCAAUGGUUUUCAUAAUGUUGGUGAGAUUCUUUUCCCUGUUACUUCUCGUAUUCCGGAAUAUACCGACUGGAGCAUUGGUGGAGUAAUUGCACAUGUACAGUCUGAUCAAGCCAAGAAACAUAGGGAGCUGAAAGCCAAGGAAAAGUUUCACGAGGCAAAGUUAAGUGGCGCUGAUGCAUUUAAGAAACAGGACUAUUUUAACGCAAUGGUUUGCUACUCGCAGGCAAACGAAAUUGAUCCGCAUGACGCAAUUAUACUUUCUAACCGGAGUAUGUGCUGGGCCCGCAUGAAAGAAGGCACGGAGGCCUUAGAAGAUGCCAAUGCAUGCAUAUCACUAAGGCCAGAUUGGCCUAAGGCUUAUUAUAGGGCAGGUGUAGCGUACACUUUACUAAGAAGGUACAGUGAUGCACAAAAGGCCUUCCUCGACGGUUUGAAGUUGAGUCCUAAUAGUCAAGAGCUUAAAGAUGCAUUCAUGUUGAAUUCUACUACCCCGCUCUUAAAAAUUAUAAUUAUUUGA